Messenger RNA from Exophiala spinifera, 375 nucleotides. RefSeq lists its product as uncharacterized. The record is from RefSeq and is a predicted model, not a curated record. NCBI's taxonomy places the organism in Eukaryota, Fungi, Ascomycota, Eurotiomycetes, Chaetothyriales, Herpotrichiellaceae. The transcript has 2 exons. The coding region runs from base 1 to 375 and encodes 124 amino acids.
AUGUCUUCUGAAGCAAAUGCCUGGAGCCCACCCGCGGAGGGCUCUCCAUGUUGGGUUGAGAUUCCUGCCCGCGACAUUGAGAAGCUCAAAACGUUCUACAGUAACCUGUUCCCUACGUGGACAUGGACAUCCGGCCCCGCAGACCCUGGCCAUCAGGUGGCUACAUUCCAAUUCAAGGAUCCCAAAGGUGAGGGAAAAAGCAUUCAUUCGGGCCUCGCCAUAGCUGUGAAUAAUUCCUUGACCGAUCGCCUGCUUUUAGGACUGGGCGGCGGCCUUGUCAAGAUGCCCGACAGUUGCGGACCGAGCGCGACCCACAUCUUGGGCUCGGGCGUCACCGUCUAUCACAUGGUCGAAUCCCUUGAAAAGGCAAGAUAA